Melampsora larici-populina 98AG31 is the source of this 1017-nucleotide messenger RNA. RefSeq lists its product as uncharacterized. The transcript is spliced from 5 exons. Lineage: Eukaryota; Fungi; Basidiomycota; Pucciniomycetes; Pucciniales; Melampsoraceae. Gene Ontology annotation, cellular component: cytoplasm; nucleus. Gene Ontology annotation, biological process: snRNA import into nucleus. The coding region runs from base 1 to 1017 and encodes 338 amino acids. The record is from RefSeq and is a predicted model, not a curated record.
AUGAGUUCUCGUCAGGCUUCUUAUAAGCAAUCGAUCUCACUCGAUCAUCAUCUCAAUCAAGCCAAGCGUCGGCUCGAUGCUCUUCGUGAUCAAAGAGCCCGGCGUUCGGAUACUCUGGAUCGGAUACGCGGCAUUGAAGACCUUGUUUUGUCUAGUGAUUCGGAAGAACAAGACGAGCGCUUUCAAGAUGCCGAUGAAAGUCAAAUCGACUUUUCUACCAGCUCUAACUUGAUCAAUCAGCCAUGCUCAGGAAUGUGUCCCUCUCAGCAUGAUCUCACAACUGCCUCGAAAACCGAAACUAGGAAGUAUCGUCGAUUCAAAAACAGGUGCAUGCGUGCUGAGCUUCUCGAUCUAUGUAACGGUUUGCCAGACGGAUUCGAAGAGGACUGGCUGAUGGUGGGACCUGUCCCAAAAGGCCAACGAUGCUUGGUUCUUACCUCUCAGUUCUCUUCUUCAAGCAAAUCAUGUGGCCCAGGUAAACGAUUGAACACGUUGAUUUUAUCGCGUACGAAGGCUCACGUCUUAGGCUAUUUCCAAACCGUCGUUCCAUUGGGAUGUAUACUGGAUUGUAUCUAUAGUGAGGACACCAGGGUACUAUGGGUACUUGAUGUUUUAAAGUGGAAAGAUCAAUCUUUCAUCGACUGCGAAUCUGAUUUUCGGUUUUAUUGGAGAGAUACGAGGCUUCAAGAGUUGGAAAUUCAGUCACUUUCGAGCCCGAAUCGCUUGCUCGUAGUUCCUGUGCCCUACGUUGCAACAUGCUCGAAGACUGGCACGUUGGACCUAACAAGCGCACUUCUCGCCAAUAACAAGGAAACAACUACGGUCACAGUUUGGUCUUCAAUCGAUGAUUCAUUGAAGAAGGUUGAGAUCCCUCAUGAAGCUGAUGGAUUACUGCUAUGCAUCAAAUCUGCUACAUAUGAGUCUGGGGAUACUGUCUUGGCUGGGUGGGUACCAUUGCUACCAAACGAGUCUGAGCAAGAAAAUGAAGUCGGUGUUGGAAGAUUAAACGCUCACUGA